CAUCUGUCAUCUAAACGUCAAAGUCGCAUGUGGAUUCGAGACUUGAACACACGUGAAACGUUUUGAAAAUAUAAAUAUUUCAUUUAUUGAGUAAUAUUAAGGUUAACCAAGCCGCUUUAUUGUAUAUUUAAAAGUAUGGUUGUAGCUAAAACAAUGAAUAAGCCCGUCCUUAAAGUUUCAAUGGAUUCAGAAUCAGACUCAUCAAGUGCUGAGGAAUCUGAGGCGUCAGAAAAUAAUGAAGUGGAAGAUAAUGAAGAAGCUGAAGAUGGAAUCGAGGCGGAUGCUGAAAGCGAUGGUGAUGAGCCUGACGGUGAGGAUGGGGAUGAGGAUGACGAUGAGAAUGAAGCGUCUGACGCAGAUGAGGAUGAAAGUGACGAUGCAGGCAGUUCACAAGACGCAUCAGACGAAGAUGAAGACGACAAAGGCCCUCUAGUUACCAAUGAAGGUUGGGCAGACUCUGUAGCAAAGAUCUUAGGAUCCACAAAGCCUAAAAAUAAGAAAACUUUAGUUUUAUCAAGAGCUAAAAAACACUCAGAAAUAGUAAAAGCUGUGAAGGAAGAGAAGCCUGCAUUUGAAGUUAUAGGAGAUGGGACUGAAGAGAAAAAGCCAGUAGUACUGAAGAAAGAAGCAGAGGUGUCAGAACCUCCAGCUAAGAAAGUGAAACAUGAAAAACCAUCAAUAAGAGUAAAACCAAACAUACUAGAAAAAGACAGAGAAAGAAUAUUAACUAAAAUAGCAACAAAAGGUGUAGUCCAACUUUUCAAUGCUGUUAGGAAUCAACAAAAGACAUUAGAAAAAGAAAUGGAUAGAAAUGAUUUGUCUGAAGGUAAAAAAGAAAAAAUAUUAAAAAAGUUUGAUAAGCGGGCCUUUUUGGACACACUAAUGGGACAGAGUAAAUCAGUUAUUGUGGAUGAAGAAGCAAAGGUUGCUAAGAGUGAAGUAAAAGAUGAGGACAAGCCUAGAUGGAGCGCUCUGAGAGAUGACUUCAUGAUGGGCGCUAAGAUGAAAGAUUGGGACAAAGAAUCAGUUGAUGAUGAAUGAAAAACAUUUGUUUUUAAUUUUAAGUACUGUUUUAAUAAAUAAUUGUAAAUAUCAAA
This is a messenger RNA of Spodoptera frugiperda (fall armyworm), 1097 nucleotides long. RefSeq names its product RRP15-like protein. Lineage: Eukaryota; Metazoa; Arthropoda; Insecta; Lepidoptera; Noctuidae. The record is from RefSeq and is a predicted model, not a curated record. Gene Ontology annotation, cellular component: preribosome, large subunit precursor. Gene Ontology annotation, biological process: maturation of LSU-rRNA; maturation of 5.8S rRNA. The coding region runs from base 136 to 1041 and encodes 301 amino acids. The transcript has 4 exons.